Molecule: messenger RNA, 694 nt
Organism: Suillus fuscotomentosus
Lineage: Eukaryota; Fungi; Basidiomycota; Agaricomycetes; Boletales; Suillaceae
Exons: 3
Coding region: 128-643 (171 amino acids)
Source: RefSeq, a predicted model, not a curated record
GCACCAGGUUUCCCUUCCCCCGGAUGAUCACGUAUUAUGCUUCGAUUUGCUUUACUACGUAAGCGCCCAUCAUACAUGGGAAUGGGAAUUAGACUAUUCUCCCGCAUGGAGAUUUGUAGGCCAACACAUGCGAUGGACUGCAAAUAUGGAAAACAUUGCCGAUGCGCAUGCUCGACGCGCCAUGAAUGUACCAGUAACUGAACCAACACCUCCCUAUAUAUCGAUCCACAUACGGCAUGGCGACUUCAGCAAACAAUGCGAGGAGUUUCCAGUGGACCAGUGCUUUGCCCCGUUGUCUGUUAUUGCGCGCAGGGUGUCUGAAGUGCAAGAAGAGCUUCGCACACGAAAAGGAAUUGAUGCUACACAUGUUAUCAUGACGAGCGACGAAAGGGACCCGGAAUGGUGGUCAGAUGUCAGGGCGUUGGGGUGGACGUGGGUAGAUUAUGCAGCAGAACGGACAGAGGAGAUCUAUGGAAAAUGGCAUCCGGUGUUCCUUGAUGCUAUCAUUCAGUCGAAUGGAGCUGGCUUCGUUGGCACUCGCGGUUCUACGAUGUCCACACUAGCUAGCCGCAGAGUGCAAACAUGGCAUGACGGAGCGACUCGGCUCGUUAGAUGGGGGUGGCCGGGCGCGGACGACCACUGAUGCUGAUCGGAAUGCUAGAAUUGAGACUACUUUGCGGCUCACACAUCGUUG